Debaryomyces tyrocola is the source of this 918-nucleotide messenger RNA. Lineage: Eukaryota; Fungi; Ascomycota; Pichiomycetes; Serinales; Debaryomycetaceae. The record is from the annotation of a GenBank genome assembly.
AUGCUUAAUUUUAGCUAUUCAUUUAAUAGAGCAAAACGUCGGUCUAAUGACCCAAACGACAGUUCGUAUCCUUAUUCACCUAAGAAUUUAUUUCAUAAGAGAUUGGACUCGCUUGAUCAUGGAUACUUUCCUAAAAACGCAGAAUUCCAAAGGAAAUCGGAAGGCAGCGACACAUUAAAUUCUGAUUCCCGUGAAGGUUCCAGUUAUUCAGUUCCGGCUUCACCUAUAGAUUUGAGCAGAUCUAGUAAAACUGCAAAUACCUCUAUUGAUUCACAACCAGUUAUAGACUUAGAUGAUGUGAAAAAAGAGACUUCAAAGUUCAAGAGGAGCUUAAGCUAUCCAUCUCAAAAUACUUACAGUGGGAGCAAUGCUGGGGAAUAUUCUAUAAGUGGAUAUUCCAAGGGAGAUUAUAUUCCUAAUUAUAGUUCUCAGGCUAGAAAUAAUAGUGAAUAUGCAUAUAUUCUUUCAGGAGAUGACCAAAUUUUAACCGUGAACAAGGCUGGUAUCUCUGCGCAUGAUGUAAAGGUCAAGUCAAGGAAGCAACUAGAGCUACCUGAUGAGCCGAAUAAAGAAAAACAUGUCGAUCCAGGGGAUCUUGAUAUAGAUGAGAUACUUUUUGCUGGACAAAUCACCUUUGAAAAAAACGGAAGUAUCAAGCCAAGAACAGCUACAAAAAUUCGCUUUCUUCCUGAAGCAUCGGAGGAAUUGCUUUCUAGACUUCAAUUAAAAAAUGCUGGCAUUGUUGAUGUUUCGGAUAAAAAUAAGAAGGAAGAUGAUGAAGAAGAGGAUGAUGAAGAAGAAGAUGAUGAAGAGACUGUAUUUGAUGGCAAAGAAAUAAAAGAUAGACGCAUAAAAAAUGGUGGUAAGAAGAAGACGUUCAUAUCGAAGACAAUAUCUAAAUUAAGCUCUGGUUUUUAA